Limulus polyphemus (Atlantic horseshoe crab) is the source of this 4194-nucleotide messenger RNA. Its product is annotated as mitotic checkpoint serine/threonine-protein kinase BUB1-like. The transcript has 23 exons. Gene Ontology annotation, biological process: protein phosphorylation; mitotic spindle assembly checkpoint signaling; meiotic sister chromatid cohesion, centromeric. The record is from RefSeq and is a predicted model, not a curated record. Lineage: Eukaryota; Metazoa; Arthropoda; Merostomata; Xiphosura; Limulidae. Bases 84 to 3962 code for a protein of 1292 amino acids. Gene Ontology annotation, molecular function: ATP binding; protein kinase activity.
AUAAUGACGUUGGUAUUAUAUUUCAAUCAGUAAGAGGAGGUCUUAAUUUUAGGCUUUAGGUAAUAUUAAUUAAAGGUAUAAAAAUGUCCGAAAAUCCAUCAGAAUGGGAGAUGAGCAAAGAAAAUAUACAGCCUUUACGACAAGGAAGGAAAAUGACGAAUUUACGAGCUGCUUUAGCUCCACGAGCCGAAGAACAAUUGCUUCAACAACGGCAGAUAUUUGAAGCUGAGUUAAGAACAUAUCAAGGAGAUGAUCCUUUAGAUAUUUGGUAUAGAUAUGUUAAAUGGAUAGAACAAAAUUACCCAAAAGGAGGAUAUGAUGCAAACUUGCCUUUGUUAGUAGAACGCUGCCUAAGUGUUUUCAAGGAUGCUAACCAUUACUAUAAUGAUAAACGUUUUGUAGAAAUAUGGUUAAAAUAUGUGAAUCAGUGUGACAACAAGUUGGAACUUUACAACUUCAUGUUCACUCACAAAAUUGGCUGUAAACUGGCCGUGUUUUACGAAAACUGGGCUUACCAGCUGGAGUUGCAAGAAAACUUUAGGCGAGCUGAUUCUGUUCUCACUGAAGGAAUUCAAUCUGGAGCUGAUCCUCAAGAAACAUUACUUUCAGCUCAAAAACAGUUGCAGAUGAAAAUUGGAAAGUUGAUAAUGGAAGGAGUAGAAACAAAUGAUAUGGAUAAUUUUGGAACAGAGGUUGAGAGGACUGCUCUAGGUGCAUUAAGGCCAAAAGGGAAGAAACAAACUGUGGGGGUUAACAGAGUUGGACCAGCUAGGAUUGAUCAUGUGGAUGGUCUGCCAGGACAGGAAAGAAAUCCUUCAGUAUUGUCUAAGAACAAUGGUGUUGCCAAAAAACCCUUUAAAGUAUACAAUGAUGAAAAUGAUGUUGCUGUUUGUGAUCUACCACUGAAGACAAAAAGUAGUUGUCAUUUUACAAAGCAUUCUGAGGCUUCCAAAGAAAAUGAGAAAAAGCCUGGAAAGUGGACUAAGGCCAAGCUUCCACAAAAAACAACUUCAACUGUACCAUUCUCCUCUCUUGGAGCAGUGCAGCCACCAUUCAUUGUCCAUGAAGAUGAGGAUGUUUCACAACCUACUAUAACUCCAAGAAAGUUACCUCCUGGAAGCCAUGUCCUUAGUGCCAAGAAAUGUCUAGACAGUCCUCCAGUUGCCAUUUUUGAACCCCCUGAUCCUACUAAAAUACCCAAGUAUGACAAAAUGAAAGUUUAUGGAGGUGGUAGAGAAUUCCAGUUUGAAGAAAUUCGUGCUGCAAAGUAUUUUGCUAAGAAAAAGGAACAGCAAGAAAAAGAGAAAACAAAAAAACUAGAAGAACAAGUGCUGUUAUUACAAGAGGAAAUGAAGAAGAUGUGGAAUUGUUUCCAAGGAGGAAAGCAAACUGAAAGGGGAGACAGUGAACCUUCCAAAGACUUGAAAGAUCAUAAUGUUCAAUGUGCUACUGGAGAAAAUGCAUCUUUAUUUAGUGUUCCAAAGUUAUGUUCUGGCUCAUCCUCUUCCUCAUCUGUGGAUUGUGUGACAACAGUUCUGGCUUCAGUCCCAAACUCUACCGAAACUACCACUACUACAUCUCAGUCAUUAGAUAUUGGUGGGAGUUCUACUCAACCACAUGAACCGUCAAGUCAUGAAUGCAGUUCAUCUACAGGGCCUGCAGUCCUGGGUUCUCGUGGUAGUUCUUAUUGUGGUACUCCAACAGCUAACAUGCAACAGGCAAUAUCGGAAGCUUGGGAUCUGUGGAAUGGAACUCUCUCGCGCAGUAAUAACCAAAGUGUUGUGGGCAUGUUGCGGUUUGGAGGUGAUACAAAUAAUGCUGCUAUCAAAUCCACUGUAGAACCGCUUUUCUCUGUAUAUCAAGAUCCUACCCAGACUGUUCAAGUUCUUGCAUCUUCUGGGCUAUCAGAGAAGCAACAAUACUCUGUUCACGAAGACCAGUCUGUCCCUCCUGUCAGUAAUGUUGUGUCAUCUACCAGUAGUAAACCUCCAUCUGAUGUUUUUUCUGUAUAUCAAGAUCCAAUACAGUCUAUACCCCCAGAAGUUAAUGAUGAUAUUCCUUCAAAUACUUGUGAGAAGACAUUAGUAACAGCACCACAUGGAUCAUGGCAGUUUCCAGAUUAUAAUGAGAUGGACAAAGAUAAUUUGGAAAAUAUCCCUCCUCCUGACUAUGUUCAAAAUAAUGCAGAGCGUUCUCUGACAGGCAUAUUAAAGCCAUCUAUAAACAUUCCUUUUAAGCCACUGGAUGAGGAAGAAGAAGAUGAACUUGAUGGGAUUGAACCUCUUGAAAAUGACAAUGAUUUUCAGGAUGAAAAUGUAACAUUUGCUUCUAUGAAAACUGCUGACUUGACAAAUAAAAUUUCACAAUAUGCCUCUACUCCUUUUUCACUUGGUCGAGCUCCACCACUUUUUACUGAUGAUAUCACAACCUCUCUAGCAAAACUUGCAGUUCAGCCACAAGAAACCAAGAAAAAAAUAGAAUUACCCAUGAAGCCUCCACUUCCAGUAAUCCCUGCUCCUUCUACAAGUACAGCUAAUGAGAUACAGGAAAACUGUAAUCAAGGAGACUUAAGCCCUAUAAUGGAGUGUAGCCGAGAAUUUUGUAGUAGCAAAUCUUCAACAAGCAGCUCCUCGGGAUGUUCAACUACAUUUGGUUCUACCUAUCAUAAUAGCCGCUACCACCUUUCCUCUUUGCACAAGUCACGUAAUGAUCAUCAGUCAAAGAUCAACCUUGCAAGACCUACUGUUUCUAAUAUAACAGCAAGUAAAAGGCAAGCUCAAGAUACUGUUCAGGUUGAUAUAAAACCUCCAUCUGGAUCUCUGGAAAACACUGUUCUUCCUGAUGAACAAAUAAAAUUUGUCCAAGUUGACCCUUAUGAUCCAAAACUACAAGAACAACUCCUACAGGAAGUAGAUCCACCUUUAGCCAUGAGACGAGGAUAUGUGGCUAAAAAUGAGAAACUACCUAUUUUGUUAUCUGAUGCACCUCUAAAUUUGGGAAUGAAUACAUACCAUGUAACAAAGCAGUGUGCAAUGGGAGCAUAUGCAAGAAUAUUUAAAGCAGUGUUACUGGGUUGUGACAGUGAUGAUGUUUAUGAUUUAAGAGAAGAUGAAUUUACAAGCAGUUCAUCCAAUCCAAAAACAGCUGCUCUAAAGGUCAGCAAGCCAAGCUGUGAAUGGGAGUUUUAUAUCUGCACUGAGUUGGAGUCAAGACUGGGUAAACAUGUUGGUGUUCCUGAUGUGAGAUCCUCUGUUAUGACUAUCAACACUGCUAUGUUUUUCACCAAUGGCAGUAUCUUUGUGAAUGAUUUUUGUAAAUAUGGUACCUUACUGGAUUUGACAAACUUCUACAAGAAGCAGGGACAGACAGUACCAGAGUCUUUAGUCAUGUACCUCACUCUUGAGAUGUUACUCAUCAUGGAUCAGGUCCACAGAUCUAACAUUGUACAUGGAGAUGUAAAACCCGACAACUUUAUGGUACUUGACUUCAACAAGGUACAACAUCAACUUGAGGAAACCAGUCUAAGGAAAACUACAGCCCUUCGUAUUAUUGAUUUUGGCAGAGGAAUAGACUUAAACCUCUUUCCUCCAGGUACAACAUUUACAAUCAGAGUUAACACGGAAGGUUUCCAGUGCGUAGAGAUGAAAGAAAAUAGACCAUGGACUUUUCAGACUGACUGGUAUGGUGUUCUGGGAAGUGUCCACACUUUGCUGUUUGGUGAGUACAUGAAUGUCCAGAAAGCUAAGAAUGGAGUUUGGUCAAUCAUUAAAAAAUUUAAAAGGUAUUGGCAAACAGAUUUGUGGGAAGAAUUGUUCACUACAUUCCUUAAUAUCCCUUCCUGUGACAAGAUUCCCAGCAUAGAUCCUUUUGUUGAAAGUAUUCUACGAAAGUUAUCGGAACCAAGUAGACGAACUGAACUUCUGUUCAAAUUACAACAGUUUACUUGCUUGUGGGAAGGUUAGUGGUUUUCAAUCGGAAACUUUUAUGGACGUGAUGAAAUGGGCGAAUGGUGUAAAGUGACUGACAGAUCUUGACUAUGGGAACAAACCUUUGCUUGUGAAAUUAGUACUUGUUGUUUUUGUCUUUUAUUAUGUGUUGUAAUUUAGAAAGUCCCUUUCCUAGUGCAUAUUUAAUGAUUUUUUAUAGACAGUUAUAUUUUAUCCAUACACUGUAAGAACCAACUAUUUGAGAGUU